AUGGACCCCGAGUACCAAUUCCUCCAGGUCUACUGGCUCGCAUUUUUCAUCACCUGCUCGUUGCUCUACUUCACCAUGUACAUUUUGAUCUUUAACUUUACAACGAAAGAUCUGAGAACUAUGAAAUAUUUUCUGUACCCUUCCAAUACUGCAAUGAUGAUCUCAAUAGGAAUGGGAUUUGCUACACAGGCCAAAAAAAUCAAUAACAAGGAGUCGAUCGCGUUGUUAUGUGAUGGGAUUUGCAAGUACGCAGGGCCCACGUUUUGUUAUCACUGCUAUAACUUGUGGAAGAGCUUCGGAAUAGUAGUUUGCCUCAUCAACCUUCACAUGCUCUACUACCGCGCCAUGAGCCUCAAGUACAUGGACACAAAGAAGGCGUUAUUGCGGACCAAGCUCUUCUCACUUCACUACCUAUUUCCACUGCUUUUUCAGACUCAAACAUUCAUACCCCGACAAAACCACGCUCAAGUUCACAAGGAAACCAUGCAGAGGCAUCCUCAAGAUAAUUAUGCACCCUAUUUGGACUUUGGCGGGUUUAGUGAAGCUCAGAAGGCUUACCUUGAUGUUAGUACGGUUUUUCUGGUGCUGGGAUCGGUUUAUUGCCCGUUCGCGGGGCUUUACUGUAAGUACCAGGCUCUGAGUAUGCUGAAACCCCACUUGUCACCGAACACUUCGAGUGCAACGCGUGCCAUGCUUCGGACUCUGAUAAAAGGCCUCAACUACCAGAUCCUUCUGCCACUGCUCAGCUAUAUCCCUAAUACAAGUCUGGUGAUCCUUAAUGCUGUUUUAGAGAAGCAAGUGCCAAUCUCCCAAUACACUAUAGUCUUUGGCUCAAUGUCGUGUGUCCUCGAGCCAUUCGUUCAGAUCUACUUCAUCACUCCCUACCGGCGAGCCAUCGGGCGGCUCUGUAACUGCUGCUUCCGAAGGGUGCUGGCACCGAACAAUGAACCUCCUAAUGUUGAUAGUACAUUGUAA
Caenorhabditis elegans is the source of this 975-nucleotide messenger RNA. It is a transcript of the gene srd-68, whose product is annotated as Serpentine Receptor, class D (Delta). NCBI's taxonomy places the organism in Eukaryota, Metazoa, Nematoda, Chromadorea, Rhabditida, Rhabditidae. The transcript has 6 exons. Bases 1 to 975 code for a protein of 324 amino acids. Gene Ontology annotation, cellular component: membrane. The record is from RefSeq and is marked reviewed.